GAUGUGUGUGCUUGUCAAAGACUGGUCAGCCUAGACUGCAGCUGCCUGAAUCUGGAUUCAAUCGAUUCCUUUGAAAAUUAGAAAACAGUGACUCCAAAACCAAAUGCCUUUUCCAGGCAGCACCUCCCUUGAAAUGUAUCUCCUCUCCCCCCACCUCAGUGCUAGCUGUGCAUCCAGGGGCUGGACUGACAAUAAUAACUGCGGAUGAAAAAUGUGAAACCUACACACAGCCCUUAUGAAGGAUUCCACCUGAGCGGGACAGUAACAGAGCCAGCAACGGCGACAGAACCAGAGAUGACCUACAAAGUCGCCAUCAGCUUCGACCGCUGCAAGAUCACUUCCGUGACGUGCGGCUGCGGGAAUAAGGACAUUUUUUACUGCGCGCACGUGGUGGCACUCUCGCUGUACAGGAUCCGCAAGCCAGAGCAGGUGAAACUCCGUCUUCCCAUCUCAGAGACCCUUUUCCAGAUGAACAGGGACCAGCUACAAAAGUUUGUUCAGUAUUUAAUCACAGAACACCACACCGAGGUACUGCCAACUGCCCAGAAACUGGCUGAUGACAUUCUGUCCUCCAACUCCGAGAUCAACCAAACGCAUGGUGCGCCAGACCCCACCGCUGGCGCCAGCAUCGACGACGAAAACUGCUGGCAUUUGGACGAGGAGCAAGUGAGAGAACAAGUGAAGCUGUUCCUGUCUCAGGGAGGGUACUACGGCUCUGGGAAGCAGCUCAACUCCAUGUUCGCCAAGGUCCGUGAGAUGUUGCGCAUGAGAGAUUCCAACGGAGCCAGGAUGCUGACGUUAAUAACAGAGCAAUUCAUGGCAGAUCCCCGGCUCUCCCUCUGGAGGCAGCAGGGAACAGGCAUGACAGACAAAUGCAGGCAGCUCUGGGAUGAGCUGGGGGCCCUGUGGGUGUGUGUCGUGUUAAAUCCGCACUGCAAGCUCGAAGAGAAAUCCUGCUGGCUCCGGCAGCUCCGGAAGUGGGGCGACAUGGAUGUGUGCCCAUUGGAGGACGGCAGUUACGGCAACGAGCUUCCAAACAUCACCAACGCACUGACGCAGAGCUCAAAUCACAGCCAAGACUCCCUGGCACGUCCGAGACGGACGGUGUUCACCCGCGCCAUGGAGGGCUGCGACCUGCACUGGCAGGACAGCCACUUGCAGCGGAUAAUCAGCAGCGAUUUCUACGUGUCCCCUUCCUACCAGCGGGACAGUGAGAGCCUCCUCUUCAAUGCGCAAGGACAGCCGCUGUGGCUAGAGCACGUCCCUACAGCAUGUGCGCGGGUUGAUGCCCUGCGUUCCCAUGGAUACCCCAAAGAAGCGCUCCGACUGACUGUUGCCAUAAUCAAUACACUGAGAUUGCAGCAGCAAAGGCAGCUGGAAAUUUACAAACAUCAGAAGAAAGAAUUACUGCAGAGGGGAGCCACCACCAUCACAAACCUGGAGGGCUGGGUCGGGCACCCUCUGAACCCCGUUGGCUGCUUGUUCCUCACCUUGACGGAGGCUUGUAGAUUAGAAGAGGAAAAUUGCCUUGAAAUUUCAGAUGCCGGCGAUGCCAAGCCCCCGGUGUAUCAGCAUGUGCCUGUGGUGACUGGUUGCCAGGACAGCGGCGAGUCCUACCUGUCCCUUGCUUUAGAGGUGGCUCUGAUGGGGAUGGGGCAACAGCGGGUGAUGCCCGAGGGGCUGUACGCGCAGGAUAAAGUGUGCCGCAACGAAGAGCAGAUCAUUGCCCGGCUGCAGGAGCUGGAGCUGGACGCGGUGCUGGUGCAGACCCUUCGGAAGCAGUGUAUCUUGCUGCUGGAAGGUGGUCCCUUCAGCGGCCUGGGAGAAGUGAUCCAGCGGGAGAGCGUUCCCAUGCACACCUUUGCCAAGUACCUGUUCUCCGCCUUGCUGCCUCAUGACGCAGACCUGGCCUACAAGCUGGCCCUUCGGGCCAUGAGGCUGCCUGUGCUGGAGACGACCGCUCCCUCCGGAGACGUCACGCACCCUCACCACCUGGUGUCGGUCGUGCCCAGCAGGUACCCCCGGUGGUUUACCCUGGGCCACUUGGAAUCGCAGCAGUGUGAAUUGGCCUCCACCAUGCUGACGGCAGCUAAAGGUGACAUGCUGCGGUUACGCACCGUCCUGGAAGCGAUCCAGAAGAACAUCCACUCCUCGUCCUUGAUCUUCAAGCUGGCCCAGGACGCCUUUAAGAUCGCCACGCCCGCAGACAGCAACCCCGACACUACCCUGCUCAACGUGGCGCUGGAGCUGGGGCUGCAGGUCAUGCGGAUGACUCUGUCCACCCUGAACUGGAGGCGAAGGGAGAUGGUGCGGUGGCUGGUCACCUGUGCGACGGAAGUGGGUGUGCGGGCACUGCUCAGCAUCCUGCAGAACUGGUACACGCUCUUCACCCCCACGGAAGCCACCAGCAUCGUGGCGGCAACGGUGAUGUCCCACAACACCAUCCUGCGGCUGAGCCUGGACUACCCGCAGCGCGAGGAGCUGGCCGGCUGUGCCCGCACCCUGGCCCUGCAGUGCGCCAUGAAGGACCCCCAGAACUGCACCCUCUCCGCCCUCACGCUGUGCGAGAAAGACCACAUCGCCUUCGAGACGGCCUACCAGAUCGUCAUUGACGCCGCCGCCACGGGCAUGACCUACUCGCAGCUUUUCACCAUCGCCCGCUACAUGGAGCACCGGGGCUACCCGCUGCGGGCCUUCAAACUGGCCUCGCUGGCCAUGACGCACCUCAACCUCGCCUACAACCAGGACACCCACCCGGCCAUCAACGACGUCCUGUGGGCCUGCGCGCUGAGCCACUCCUUGGGCAAGAACGAGCUGGCGGCCAUCAUCCCCCUGAUGGUGAAGAGCGUGCACUGUGCCACGGUGCUGUCGGACAUCCUGCGGCGCUGCACCAUGACGGCCCCGGGCCUGGCCGGCAUUCCUGGCCGCAGGAACUCUGGCAAACUCAUGUCCACUGACAAGGCUCCCUUGCGCCAGCUGCUGGAUGCCACGAUAAGCGCUUACAUUAACACCACCCACUCCAGGCUCACCCACAUCAGCCCUCGGCACUACGGCGAGUUCAUCGAGUUCCUCAGCAAAGCCAGGGAGACCUUCCUCCUGGCCCAGGAUGGCCACCUCCAGUUCGCGCAGUUCAUAGACAAUCUCAAACAGAUCUACAAAGGCAAGAAAAAACUGAUGAUGCUGGUGCGGGAGCGGUUUGGGUGAGCUCCCGCCGGUGCUGGUAGGGUUUGGCAGGGGCACUACACGCAGAAGAAAGGAAAAUCUAACUGCAAUUGGCAAAACAGAGGGUUUUUGUUCUUUUGUUGGAUUUAACCAUUUCACAUCCUGCGAGGAGUCCAACGUUCUUCGGGCACAUCAGGCCAAAAGACAAGCCUGGGAAGAACAAUUUACUCAGUAUCCUACGCUCCUGAGUGUAUAACCGUUUAAUACCAAAAGCUAACCUGGAAAUCUAAUACCUCUUUCCUAAAGGAAGCGUUCGCCUGCUGGUCCCAAGGUUGCCAAGCAAAAAGGAAAGAAUAAAAACCGAAAGCAAAAGAGAAACGCAACACUAAACCUCGUGCGUCACCAAAAGCGAUGGCUUUGCAGCGCCGUGCGCACCCUGCGGAGACGUGAAACUCCUCUUCUCCAUUCGGGAAGAUACGUAAAGAAAAACUAGAGUAACUGUUCUCAGGGAUUGCUUACUAAAAGUAACAAAAACAAAAAAAGCAUUUAUUAUACUGUAAAUACUAUAGUAUAUGUGUCAAUUAUUAAAUUGUAAAGUUAUAAUUA
Gopherus flavomarginatus (Mexican gopher tortoise) is the source of this 3768-nucleotide messenger RNA. It is a transcript of the gene ZSWIM5, whose product is annotated as zinc finger SWIM-type containing 5. Gene Ontology annotation, molecular function: zinc ion binding. Gene Ontology annotation, cellular component: Cul2-RING ubiquitin ligase complex. Bases 205 to 3204 code for a protein of 999 amino acids. The record is from RefSeq and is a predicted model, not a curated record. Lineage: Eukaryota; Metazoa; Chordata; Testudines; Testudinidae. The transcript is spliced from 14 exons.